AUGGACAGACGCACAAACACCACCAGGCCACUAGCGUUGUCUUCCUCUUCCAUCACUACCACCACCACCAUUACAAUUGAGAACUCUGAGUCAUCAAGCUCUUCAUCUCAGCAUGAACAACAGCAACCAGAAGUCCUUUUCCUCCCCCUCAAUCGCAAGAAGAAAAAAGUCAGUUGGAAAGAGGGGACUGUAGACAAUGAGUUCAUGGAGAAGAAGAGUUCCAAGAAGUGCUGUAUCUUCCAUAAAGAGAAGCCCUUUGAUGAAGAUGACAGCGAUGAAGAUGAUCUUCACUCUGAUGAACACCCUCAAAAUAGUGGAUUUUGCUGUAAGAAUCAUGAUGAAGCAGGCCCAAGCAGCUAG
Sphenostylis stenocarpa is the source of this 360-nucleotide messenger RNA. Lineage: Eukaryota; Viridiplantae; Streptophyta; Magnoliopsida; Fabales; Fabaceae. The record is from the annotation of a GenBank genome assembly.